AUGAGUCGUCACCGGCACCGUUCCUCAGAUACAUCAUCUAAACGCCAUAAGUCAUAUCAUAGUAGUUAUGAUCAUGAUAAAGAUUCUAAAUAUUCACGAGAAAGAGACAGAGAAAGUGGUUUAAGUAAAGAUAAAGAAAGAGAUAAAGAAAAAGAUAAAGAAAGAGAUAAAGAAAGGGAUAAAGAAAGAGAUAAAGAGAGGGAUAAAGAUAGAAAUAAAGGAAGAGAGAAAGAUAAAAAUAAAGAUCAUAAAGCUUAUGCAUCUAAGCCUUCACGUCAAGUAGAAGAACAAGUUAAAGAUGAUGAACAGGAACGUAUGCGUAUUAAACAGGAGAAAAUACAGCAAUUCCUACGGCAACGUGCUGCACGUGCAUCAACAGAAAUAAAUACAGCAUCAGUUACUUCAGAAACGCCUUCUGUAAAGAUACCAUCAAAAACAGUAGAUACAGAAAAAUCAUCAACUCUGACAUCAACGCUUAGCACUCAUGGUUCUAUUUCAGGAUUUGAGUUUUCUCGAGCAACAACUAAGAUGUCAUCUCAAACCAUAACACUUGAUGAUGAAGAGAAAAAACACAAAACACUUGCGGAAUCACUUGGAGAUGAUGGAAAUGCAGCAGAAGAAAAUACAAAACCAAUACGUGCAGAAGAUGAAGAUGAAGCUGAUCCAUUAGAUCUAUUCAUGCAGGGAAUGGAUGAAGUUAUUAAACGUGAUAUAGAAGAAAGAAAAGUGGAAAAUGAUAUAAGUCGAGAUUCUUUUUUGAAAAAUAAUGAUAGUGAUGAUGAUGAUGACGAAGACGAUGAUAAUAUAAAUGAUCCACGAGACAUAUUGGCUCUUGCACAGAAAAAGUUGAAAAAAAGAGAAUUGCCUAAUAUAGACCAUUCUAAAAUUCAAUAUGAACAUAUUCGUAAAAAUUUUUAUGUUGAGCCACAUGAAUUAGCUGAAAUGAGUGAAGAGAAAGUAAAUGAUUAUCGUUUAGAGUUGGAUGGGAUUAAAAUUAGGGGGCUUGGCUGUCCUAAGCCGGUUCAGAAUUGGAGUCAAUGUGGACUUCCUGCUCAUGUCUUAGAUAUUAUUUACCAUCUUAAUUAUCAGAAACCAACUGCUAUUCAAGCUCAAGCAAUUCCUGCUAUCAUGUCUGGGAGAGAUGUAAUUGGGGUUGCUAAGACAGGAAGUGGGAAAACAAUUGCAUUUCUCCUUCCAAUGUUUCGACAUAUUAAAGAUCAACGUCCUAUCGAUUCUUUAGAGGGUCCAAUUGCACUUAUUAUGACACCAACACGAGAAUUAGCUGUGCAAAUCCAUAAAGAGUGUAAACAUUUUUUGAAAGCAGUAUGUGCAUAUGGAGGUUCACCAAUCAAGGACCAAAUUGCAGAGCUUAAAAGAGGCGCAGAAAUUGUAGUAUGUACACCUGGUCGUAUUAUUGAUUUACUUGGAGCAAAUCAAGGACGUGUUACGAAUUUAAAAAGAACAUCAUAUAUUGUUCUUGAUGAAGCAGAUCGUAUGUUUGAUUUAGGCUUUGAACCUCAAGUUAUGAAAGUUGUUAACAACGUAAGACCAGACCGCCAAACUGUUUUGUUUUCCGCUACAUUUCCAAAACAAAUGGAUGCUCUUUCUCGGAAAAUUUUACAAAAACCUAUUGAGAUUACAGUGGGUGCACGUAGUGUUGUUGCUCCAGAAAUUCAGCAAAUUGUAGAAGUAUGUACUGAAGAUAAUAAGUUUAUUCGACUUCUUGAACUUCUUGGGAAUUUAUAUGUCAACGAUGAUGAUGUACGUACUUUAGUUUUUGUAGAUCGUCAAGAAGCUGCAGACAGUCUAUUGAGAGAUUUAAUGCGCCGUGGAUAUCCAUGUAUGUCUAUUCAUGGUGGAAAGGACCAGUUUGAUCGUGAUUCGACAAUUGCGGAUUUUAGAGCGGGAGUUUUUCCUAUUCUUAUCGCUACAUCUGUAGCAGCUCGAGGCUUAGACAUUAAACAAUUAAAGUUGGUCGUCAAUUAUGACUGUCCAAAUCAUUUAGAGGAUUAUGUUCAUCGAGUUGGAAGGACAGGUCGAGCAGGAGAGACUGGAACUGCUGUUACAUUCAUAACACCUGAACAAGAUCGCUAUGCUGCUGAUAUUGUUAGGGCUUUAAAAAUUAGCAAAGCUCAUAUUCCAGAAGAUGUUCAAAAAUUAGCAGAUGAAUUCAUAAAAAAAGUUAAGUUAGGUCAAGAAAAAGCAAGCGGAUCAGGAUUUGGUGGUAAAGGUCUUGAUAGACUUGAUAAGGAUAGAGACUUUGUUAGAAAAUUACAGAGAAGAGCCUAUGGAGAAGAAAGUGACGAAGAAAUAGAUAUUUUCGAUGACGAUUAUGAAUAUUCAAAAAUGGAUUCUAUUGAUACAGCAGAACAAACUAGCACGUCUCUUAAAUCUAGCCUUAAUAAUGAUCCAAAUGCAGCAUCUAUUACUCCUUCACAAACAAAUAAAGCGAAGGGGAACAUAACGGAUGAUAUAUUGGAGCGUGUACGUAAAGCAGCUGGUUCAGUUACUUCUCGAUUACAAGGGCAUUCACGUUCCGGUAUUACGAUUGAAUCAGGUCCACCAGAUUCAAGAGAAUAUACAGCUACAAUUGAAAUCAAUGAUUUCCCUCAAAAAGCACGAUGGGCUGUUACAAACCGCACAAAUAUUGCUCGAAUUAUUGAAUCAACAGGAACAUCUAUUACAAAUAAAGGUAACUGGUAUCCUCCUGGGAAGCCAGUGCCUCCUGGAGAGACAAAAUUGUAUAUUCUUGUUGAAGGAGAAACACAAAUAUCAGUAGAUCGAGCAUUACAUGAGCUUAAGCGUUUAUUAACAGAAGGAACUGUUUCGGCAUUGGAGAAUGAAAUACGUUCAGGUGUAACGGGAAGAUAUUCCGUUUUAUAA
This is a messenger RNA of Pneumocystis jirovecii RU7, 2883 nucleotides long. RefSeq lists its product as uncharacterized. The transcript is spliced from 7 exons. NCBI's taxonomy places the organism in Eukaryota, Fungi, Ascomycota, Pneumocystomycetes, Pneumocystales, Pneumocystaceae. Gene Ontology annotation, molecular function: ATP binding; RNA helicase activity; nucleic acid binding. Bases 1 to 2883 code for a protein of 960 amino acids. The record is from RefSeq and is a predicted model, not a curated record. Gene Ontology annotation, biological process: mRNA splicing, via spliceosome. Gene Ontology annotation, cellular component: nucleus.